ACGGGUUACUUAAGGUGUAAGCUGCUGGAAGUUCUGUGAACUUCGACACGAUUUAGAAGCACAUACGCAGUUUGGAGCUGACAGAAUAUAGCAAAGAUGGCAGGCAGAGACAAAGCUACAAACCAACUGGCAGAAUUCAAGAAAGCCCAAUCGAAGCCCGAUGUGCUGACCACAGGAACAGGUGCCCCAGUGGGCACUAAGACAGCUACCCUGACCGCUGGGCCAAGAGGACCUGUCCUUAUUCAGGAUUUCACCUUUACGGAUGAAAUGGCCCACUUCAACAGGGAACGAAUCCCAGAACGAGUUGUCCAUGCCAAGGGAGGAGGUGCCUUUGGAUACUUUGAAGUGACCCAUGACAUCACAAAGUACUGUAAGGCCAAGCCAUUUGAAUUUGUCGGGAAGAAGACUCCUGUGGGCAUCCGUUUUUCAACAGUUGGAGGAGAGAGUGGGUCUGCAGACUCUGCGCGUGACCCCAGAGGAUUUGCGGUUAAAUUUUAUUCAGAAGAUGGAAACUGGGAUCUGGUUGGCAACAAUACACCCAUCUUCUUCAUCCGUGACCCAAUGUUGUUCCCUAAUUUUAUUCACACACAGAAGAGAAAUCCGCAGACUCAUCUGAAGGACCCUGACAUGUUCUGGGAUUUCAUCUCACUGCGGCCAGAGACCACGCACCAAGUAUCCUUCUUAUUCUCUGACCGAGGAACACCUGACGGCUUCAGACGAAUGAAUGGCUACGGAAGUCACACAUUCAAGAUGGUCAACAAAGAGGGCACACCUGUGUACUGUAAAUUCCACUUUAAGACUGACCAGGGCAUCAAGAACUUGAUGGCUGACCAAGCUGCAGAACUGUCCAAGUCUGACCCUGACUAUGCUAUCCGGGAUCUCUUCAAUGCUAUCUCAGAGGGUAACUUCCCCUCAUGGUCACUCUUCAUCCAGGUCAUGACCUUUGAUGAGGCAGAGAAAUUCAGAUACAAUCCAUUUGAUCUUACAAAAAUAUGGCCACAAGGAGAGUUCCCUCUGAUCCCAGUCGGACGGAUGGUACUUAACAGAAAUCCCAAGAACUACUUUGCAGAGGUUGAACAGAUUGCAUUCUCACCUGCUCACAUGAUUCCUGGUAUCGAGGCUAGUCCUGAUAAAAUGUUACAGGGACGUCUGUUCUCUUACUCGGACACCCACCGUCACAGACUGGGUAGUAACUACCUCCAACUAGCCGUCAACUGUCCCUUCAACACCAAGGCCAAGAACUACCAGCGUGAUGGGCCACAGUGUGUGGGCGACAACCAAGGUAAUGCACCAAACUACUUCCCCAACAGUUUCUCUGGUCCACUGGACAACAAACAAUUCUUGGAGAGUCCUUUCUCUAUCACUGGUGAUGUUCAGCGAUACGAAACUGCUGAUGAGGACAACUUCUCACAAGUCACUGUCUACUGGAACAAGGUGUUGAAGCCAGAGGAACGUCGUCGUUUGGUAGAGAAUAUUGCAGGUCACUUGAAAAAUGCCCAAGACUUCAUCCAGAGGAGAACAGUACACAACUUUACACAGGUCCAUCCUGACUUUGGAGGUGGAAUCCAAAAACUUCUGGACUCUUACAAGAAACAGUCUGGAAUGUCUGCUCAGCUCUAGACGGACAGGAUUACCAGAAAAGAACUGCGAGAUAAAACCAGUAGUGUUCUUGAUAGUGACCUAGAUAAUUAUGCUGUCAUAUAUUUUGACCUUCAUUAUCAGAGGACUUGACUUCACCAAUGUGAUAAUUUACAAUCAGUGCUUAUGAUAACAUAAUCUUGGGAUAAAAAGGUUUUUUUAAAAAUUUGAAAGGAAGAAAAAUUAAAAUUAAAUGCAAUCUUCUCAAGCAUUGGAAACAAGGUGAAUUUCAUCUGUGAAAUAUUGAUACAUUCCUAUCUGACAAGUGCAAAACAGAUUCACAUCUACAAGUUCAGGAUUUUGUGCUGUUUCAUUGUUAUUGAGAUUGUAAUAAGAAUGAGACCUUUUUAAAGCUACAGAUCACAUGUAAUAUGUGAAGGUAUAACUGCUUUUGGUCUACUGUAUUUUAUCUGGACACGAGUAUAGUGAGCUUGAUAAGCAGAAUUUUACAAUGACAGAACUUAUCUGAGCGGACAUAUCUCUACACUCGACCUUGUUCUCAUAUUCUAACAUGUUUUUGUGUAGGCCUGUCCUUGUUAGAUAUAGAUUAACUAGAGGUCAAAGUUCAAAAGCUAUUGGCAUCAAUCCAGAGUAACCUUAUUUUUCAAUGUUUUGUCUUCUGGAGAUAUUUCUUAUAUACUGACUAUGUAUACAUGUUUUAGCGUUUUCUUUUUGUCUGCAUUUUGUUGUCCCUGAAAUGUUGAUCAUGAAAGCCAUUUUGAUGCUUCCCCAAGUACACAAGAUUUUAUAACAGAGAUGUACAUAUUUUGUUAAUUUUCAAAGUGAAAUGAUUUGAUCUUUCUGCAAACAGAUAUGACAUGAUAUACGCUGCGAGGACAGUUUAUGUGAUGAUAACAUUAUGAUGUUUAUGUGUGUGUUAAUUGAGAUUGAUUAUUGAUUUAUUGAUUUUUUUUCUUGUUGAUUUAAAAAAAAGAAAUUGUUGUGAAUAAAGUGCUUACAAAUUCUUAUUGAAAUCAUCUUCAUACUUGGUAUCACAGAUUAAAAAAUGCAAUUUCUUUUUUUGCUCAGAAAAACUGAAAUUAUAUGCUGCAAAUAUAUAAAUGGCAAUUGUAUUUACAAAGAAAGUUUGUGAUAUUUGAAGAAAUCAUUCUAUUGGAUUGAUUCUAUAUGUGAGAGAAUAAUCAGGAAUUAUGAUAAAUAAAUAUUGAUAUAUGUCUUGAAA
This is a messenger RNA of Ylistrum balloti, 2821 nucleotides long. RefSeq names its product catalase-like. NCBI's taxonomy places the organism in Eukaryota, Metazoa, Mollusca, Bivalvia, Pectinida, Pectinidae. Gene Ontology annotation, biological process: hydrogen peroxide catabolic process; response to hydrogen peroxide. The coding region runs from base 97 to 1620 and encodes 507 amino acids. The record is from RefSeq and is a predicted model, not a curated record. The transcript is spliced from 12 exons. Gene Ontology annotation, cellular component: cytoplasm; peroxisome; mitochondrion. Gene Ontology annotation, molecular function: heme binding; catalase activity.